ACUGAUAAACAAAAACAGACCUGGAGUUAUAGUAUGAACCGUACAUCAUGACAUCAGUACCAUAGUCAAAAACCAAAAACAGUUUUGACUUUUUAAAUGAAGAUUUUUCCCUUUUUUUUCUUAACUACUACAAAGCCUUUCAAAUCCAGUAUGAGGGUGUAGUACUUCUUGUGACCACUGCAUGACAUUAUGACACUAAGCCGCAGGCUCUAUAUGUUGUAAAUGACCAUAAAUGGAAAACCUUGAGUUCUAUUCCCACACACACACACACCAUGAGGCCGCUGUGCUGGUUUGUCAUCUGGAAACAAUCAGGCCUGAGUAGUGGUAGAACCCCCCAGAACCCCAGAGGAGAUCGUGAAACUCUGCAUGAACUUCUUUGCUGUGUUGAAGAAUGAAGUGCUGCAAAACAUCCAGUUUGGAUCGUUUGGAUUCUGCUCCUCAAAAGUUACCCUUUUUUUCCUGAAGUCAUACCACUAUAUUUUGUUUGAGUGUGAGGCAUCUUCUGCCCCACACGGGGGUGGCAGAGUUUCACUUUUGGUCUGACCAAAACCUGGUCUGAGACCAAAACCUGGUCUGAGACCAAAACCUGUUUUUUUUGUUUUUCUGUUUUAUGGACCACAGAGGGUUAAGUCACUGAUGACGCUUAAUAAAACAGUCAACUUAUGCUCCUCUGUCUCCAUCUAGAGGACAUAAAGAAAAUAGGACGGGGUGUGUCCUCGCUGUACAUAUAAAAGACAGUGAGGUUCAUUAUCAAAACCACCUGGACCUUGUUGUCUAGUUGUUCUUAUCUCUGUGGUGCCUUCAGGUUCCACCAGAACGUCCUGGAGAAACAGACCCUGUUGAACAGUCAAAGGUUUCAGUGUUUUUCUGUCCAUCAUGUUUAAGUACCAGCUGCAGGUGACCACGGGCCAACAGUCGUUCGGAGGAACCUACGAUUACGUUUUUCUCACUUUAAUUGGAAAGGAGGGAGAGAGUGAGCGGACGGAGCUGAAAACCUGCUUCGGCUUCAGAGCUGGGACCACAGAAGAUUUCACCGUUAAAACGACUUCAUCUCUGGGCGAACUUCUGCUCAUCAGAGUGGAGAAGGAUCCGUUCCUGGUUUUCCCAGAAGACGAGUGGUACUGUUCCACUAUAGUGGUGAGGACGGAGGGGGGAGAGGUCCUCGUCUUCCCCUGUUACAGGUGGAUCUGCAGGGGGGACAAGGUGGAACUGAGAGGAGGAAGAGCCUUGAAGGUUUCUGAAGAAGACCACGAUCUGUUGACGGAGCAUCGGCAAAAAGAGCUGACGUUCAGGAAGAGCCUGUACCAAUGGGACGUCCUGGUUGAAGGACUGCCCCACAGAGGCAGGUUCGAUGAUGUUUCCCAACUCCCAACUGAAGUCCACCUUUCUGCAGCCAAGGCCAAUGAACUGUCUCACGAGAGAUUCCUGGUGGCCAUGGAACUCAAGUUAAAGGGAAUAAUUGGCUCCAAGGAAUCCUGGGAGAGCAUCGAUGACAUGGCAAACAUCUACUGGACAAACCGGACGCCGAUGUCUGGUAUUUCUUUACAAAUUAAAUUAUUAAUUUUUAUUUCAUCAAUGCUCCAAAGAAAUGUGGUUAUCUGGUGUCCUCCUGUGAACUCUACACUGAACAGGUCUUUCUGGUUCAUGCUGACACAUGAAACCGAGUGGAUGGAUGGGUGGAUCAACUUCAACUUUUUCUUUUUUUUCUUUUUUAAUAGAUUUGUGAGAGCGGUGGUCGAGCACUAUUAUCCAACAGACAGUGAGGUCUGUGCAGACACUGAGCUUCAGGACUGGAUCAACGACAUAUUCACACAUGGCUUUCUGGGAAACAAAGCCUCAGGAAUACCAGACCGCUUCAGUACUCCAGAGGAAGUCACCAGAUUCAUCACCAUGGCGAUCUUCACCACCACAGCCCAGCACGCCGCCGUCAACAGUGGACAGUUCGACUACAGCUUCUUCUUACCCAAUGCACCACCCCUGAUGCGCAAACCUCCUCCAACCACUAAGGGGCAGUCAAACAUGAAGAUGAUUCUGGAGACCCUUCCAAACCGUGGUGAUACCGCCAAAUCUGUGAUGAUGUUGUGGGUCCUUUCACAGAGAUACUCAACCUUUGUUCCACUGGGUCAUUACCCUGAACGAUUCAGCGAGCCUGCAGUCAAAAAGAUGAUUGAGCAGUUUCAGGCAGAGCUGUCUGACAUCAGUGAAGCCAUAAGUGCAAGGAACUCAGGACUGGACAGGCCCUACACAUACCUGGACCCUGCACAUAUAGAGAACAGCAUUGCCACUUAAGGCAGAAGAGAUCACUGAUAAUCAGGGCUGUCCGAUAUUUGCAUAAUUAUGUAAUAUCUGUGAAAAUGGUUACUGGUUUUACCUCCGAUGUUGAAAACACAAUAACGCAAUGCCUGCAUUUUGGGAAAUGAUGUUUGCUCUAAAAACAGUUCAAUGUUUCUUUGGUUAAAGGUUCCUCAGUGCUCUGAAGAACCUUUAGUGAAACACAAUUGCAGUAAUUCCUUCUAAACUUAUUGCUCUGAACCCAGCUUCUCCAAAAAUGCCUCCUCCUCCUCUCACCCCUCCUCACUCCCCCCCACACUAAUAACUGUUAUUAUCAACGAUAAACAAGUCUCCAGUCGGUAGAUGGCAGCAUUGUAGCUUAUUUUAUUAAUCCAUGAGUGCCAGCAACUCAUACAGUGGUUUGUACUGACAAAUAAAUAAAUA
This is a messenger RNA of Cynoglossus semilaevis (tongue sole), 2715 nucleotides long. Its product is annotated as hydroperoxide isomerase ALOXE3-like. The record is from RefSeq and is a predicted model, not a curated record. Bases 877 to 2289 code for a protein of 470 amino acids. NCBI's taxonomy places the organism in Eukaryota, Metazoa, Chordata, Actinopteri, Pleuronectiformes, Cynoglossidae. Gene Ontology annotation, molecular function: oxidoreductase activity, acting on single donors with incorporation of molecular oxygen, incorporation of two atoms of oxygen; protein binding; iron ion binding. The transcript is spliced from 9 exons. Gene Ontology annotation, biological process: lipid oxidation.